This is a messenger RNA of Astyanax mexicanus (Mexican tetra), 3485 nucleotides long. It is a transcript of the gene dnajc4, whose product is annotated as DnaJ (Hsp40) homolog, subfamily C, member 4. The transcript has 8 exons. The record is from RefSeq and is a predicted model, not a curated record. Bases 270 to 977 code for a protein of 235 amino acids. Lineage: Eukaryota; Metazoa; Chordata; Actinopteri; Characiformes; Acestrorhamphidae.
CUUUUAUUUUGGAACAAGAAAAACAGAGAUUGUACAAUAACAAUGGAUGGAAAUGUUUGGAGGUGAAAACAGAGCAACAGCCCACAAACCAAACAAACAAAUUCAGUGGGCAUUUAGAGACACAGGAAGGGUUAACCUGGUGAAAACACGAGAAGCACAACUUGAAACUGACCAGCUAGCUAGCUAGUUAGCUACACAGUGUUGACAGUGCUGACAAGUUGCAUUCCAAUGGACUCCAACUGAGAGGUGUUGGAAGCGGCCGGAGUAGAAUGCAGUUGGAGGCACACCUGCGGCUUUGUCAGAGCUGUUGGUGCUACUAUAUGUUCUCUCAGCGCUUACUGUCAGUUUCAGCAGCACACAGGUCCUCAACAAGUUACUAUGACCUUCUUGGAGUUAAACCUAACGCAUCGCUUGAAGAAAUAAAGAAUGCAUUUUUUGAGAAGUCCAAAAAGGUCCAUCCUGACCGUGACCUUUCGAACCCAAGCCUGCAUAGCCAGUUUGUGAAGCUGAAUGAGGCGUACAAAGUGCUGAGUAAGGAGGGUAGCAGGAAAGAGUAUGACCUGCGGCUUAAACACCAUUACACUGGAGAGCAAUCCUUUAGACCUCCCUCUAGAUACACAUCCCACCGAAGUGCGGAGACGGAUGAGCGAAUACGUUACUGGGAGCAGUUCCAACAUGCCCAAGACUUCUCAGAGGAACAGUGGCAGAGAAAGAAAAAGACGAAUUUGCGUCUGGUGGGCUACUGCCUCGCCGGCAUGCUAUUUAGCAUCGCUGUUCACUACUUUGGAUUCAGGAAGCUAGAGGAAGUACAUUCUAACUUCAUGGAUGAAAAAGACAGAGUCAUCACUGGAAUCUACAAUGAAUCCAAAGAGAGAGCCAGGGUAAAUGGUUUUAAGAAGCAGCAGGAGAUCCUGAGACAGAAACAUGCUGAGUUCAUGGAGAGGUACAAGAUUCGCAAAAGUGGACAAGAGAAGUAGUUCUGUUUUACACAUUAUGAGACAGGGUAUGUUCUUUUACACUCUUAAAAAGUUUUUUGGAGCAAAGCCACAGAAGAACCAUUUUUGGUUUCCUAAGGAACCUAUUUUUGUGAAAGUUUAUAAAAGACUUCAAUAAAAUAAAAAAGAAAUCAAAAACAAAAAUCCUCCUUUUGACAUGCUGCCAAUUUAGCAUCAUUAGGCUGCUAACACGCUUGCGGGAAAGCGCUGUCUCCCCAGCACUGAUGCAUCAGCCACCAGAUGCCUGUGCUGACCAUCAUCAUAGUGGGAGGGAUGAGUGAAGAGAGUUAUCUACCCACCCAGAGAGAGCUGGUCAGUUGUGCACUCUCAGGCUCCAUGGCGAAGCAGCAUGACACAGGAUUCAAACUUGUGAUACUCGUGGAACUAAAGUGGUUCUUCAAUGGCAUUGCUCAAAUAACCUUUUGUAGCACCAUUUAGUUUUAAGAGUGUAUAUGAACUGCAGUUGUGUGUGGACUAGAUAGGGUGUUUGCACUUUUAUUAGUACAUUAUUUCAGGUAAUUAAUUCCCGGGUAUCUGGAUUAUAUCUAGCCAUCACUUCCACAACUCCAAUUAGAUCCAGAAUGAAUAAUAAAACAUGCAGACUGCCAGCAAAUGGCUUAUUUUCCAAGAAGACAGUUGCAUACAAAUUGCUGUUUUCAUGAAUGUGAUGCUUCAUUUUUGCAAUGUACAGUUCUGUCAGUCAUGGGCCAUGUGGAGGAAGAUGCUAUCUAUGUUGCUGUAGCAACAGGGCUGGUACAUCAGACUACCACAACAGCUGUUCUGCAUCAGGUGUAGAACAACACCUAUACACAUACAGCGUGGCUGUGUGCCCUGGAUGACAUUUUAACUGCACCUGGACACAGUGUUAUGGAAACAUUGCAUUCCUAACAAAGUCAAAACAGUGUAUGUAGAUCACAGUUUCUCUCUCUCUCUCUUUUUGCCCCUCACUCUCUCCACUUUCUCACCAGAGUGUGCAGGUGUACGUAUUUGUGUGAGGGAGAGAAAAAUUAAGGAGAAUGUUGUACUGAAGGGUACAGAUGUGCUGCCUAAGCUAGAUUAAAGGUGUGACUAAGAGUUUUAUUUAAAGUGCCAGUGCCUUUUAUUGAGGUGCAAUAGUGCAGUCUCAAACAGACAGGGAGAUGACCCAUCAUCAAUUAAUUAAAAUUUUUAAAUCAUGCCCCACAAAAAAGAUUAUCAUAAGGUGAACUCUUGCACUUUAUUUCAGUGCAGUUCUCACAAUUGCCAAGAAAAAACAUGUUUAGUUCUAAAUCAGAAAAAGUUGAGACAGGAAAAUGUGAAAAUGUAAGCUUCUGUUUUCAUUUAUUGAGACUUUUAUUUAUUUAUUUUUAUUUUAGUUUAUUGCAGAUGGUAUAAACCCAAGAUUUCUCAUGGCUUGUCUGGUCAACGUAAUUUCAUUUGUUAAUAUGUAUCCACAUGAUUUGGUAUAAAAGCAGAGGUGGGUAAGGGUCUCCACUUUAUCAACAGCUGCCUAAGAAAAUACUUAAAUGUUUAAAAAUAAUGUUUCUUAAAUUAAUCAAUUAAAAGAAUGGGUGGGAUUUCAGAGUGUAAAGUGUAAGGGUGCAGCCUCAGAUGAUCACCUAUGAUUUUAGUCCCUCAGACGGUAUUGCAUGAAGAACAGUCCUUCAGCAAUAGUUGAUAAAGCCAUGUAUCGUAGAUUACCUGAGCAAACGUUUGUCAAGUACUACAAAUCUAAGUUAGAUUCACAAAAAAAAAAAUACCGGGCAAUACAGAUGUCUGCAGAAAUAUUAAUUGCAUUGAGAUCAACGUAUAUAAGAAGAAAUAUUUUUCAAGGACGUGCAUGCAAUUUCCAAUAGGAUAAUCCAAAGCACAUUCAGCACCAAUUUACAUAGGCAUGGCUGCAAAAGGAGAGGGUAGAGGGUCUCUGGGUUUAUACUGUAUGAAUUCAAACAGCAUUCAAAGUAGAUGUUUAAAACACUGUGAUUUUUAUUCAAAUUUUCCAUACUGUCUCAACAUUUUCAGAUUUUUUUGUGUCUUUGCACAGUUUCCAAAUCAAGUAGUGCUAACUUUUUAAAGCAGCAGAUAAAAUCUGUAUUGCUGGCUGUCAUGCAUUGGAAAACAUGUAGAACUUUAAUUUUUUUUGGAUAAAUGACAAACAUUUAAUAAUAUAAGAAACAAUAAUAGAAUAUAAGAAAAAUGAAGAAACCACUGCAUUUCAGUAUGGGAAUAUUCUAAAUUUCAUUACGGGUUUUAUGUGAAUGUCCUUUAUUAUGCUGCCUUUAGCAGCUGUAUAAAACAAAGGCAAGGCUUUUUUUUCUGCAGGUGUUUCCUUUUGUUCAAGACUGUAAGGAAUUCCCUCUGGACUUAACAAUCAGCCUUGUUUAAUGCCUUUUUUCUUGUAGUUAAAAUAAACCUUUAUUGGAAUGUUUUUGCAGUGAGCGCCUUCAUGUUUCUGUGUGUUACAUUUUCUUGCAAUUAUGAAUUAUUAAACAUUAUACUGAUCUCAAAUGA